AUGGCUACAAACGGAGCCCAGGAGGCCUUUGCGCCGCCCGAUGUGCUGGCUGCUGUUAUGACUAUGAGGAGUGGGGAGCAAGAGGCCAAGAAACAUGCUCACGAGUACUUGGAGAGGUUUCAGAAAUCGAAAGAUUCAUGGGCAACUAUAAUAGGUAUUUUGCAGUCGGAGGCUGCACCAGAAGCCACCCUAUUUGCAGCCAUUACACUGCGUGGAAAGAUCACAUACGACCUCUCUACGCAAGUCCCUGCUAGCGAACUGCCCGCCCUUCGAAACCAGAUCCUCCUGCUUCUCAAGCAUUUCGCCCCAGGGCCCAAGCCUAUCCGAGUCCAGCUGUGUGUAUGCCUGGCUAUCCUCGCCAUCCAGAUGAAGGAGUGGAACGAUGUCCUGCCUUCUGUUGUCCAGUCGCUCAGCGACAGUCCCGAGAGCCACGCCUGCAUCCUGGAUUUCCUGCGGGUUCUCCCCGAAGAAGUUACCGAAGGUCGAAAGAUCACCUUGUCUGAAGAAGAUCUUGCAAUGCGAACGCAAGCUUUAUUGACCGAUAAUGCGGACCAGGUUGUCCAAUUGCUCAUCAGCUACGCUCAAUCGUCACCAACUGCCGCUCAGAACCCUCAGUUGAUGGAGUGCAUUACCUCAUGGCUCCGAGAAGUCCCAGUCAGCAAUGUUAUUGAGUCGCCUCUCAUGGACAUUGUUUUCAACGGCACGACCAACGAUAACUGCAGCCAGGAGGCUUCCGAGUGUCUUUGCACCAUGCUUCGAGAAACCAGCGACGUCGACGAGAGCCAGGAAAUGAUCGAGAGACUGUUCCCCCGAAUUAUUUCACUGCGGCCGCAAGUGGCCAAGGCAGCUGAGGAGGAAGAUACCGAGACACUCAAGGCUUUGACCAAGGUAUUUGCGACUGCUGCAGAGAGUUGGGUUGUUGGAAUCGCACGCCAACCUACACACUUCCGGCCUCUGGUCGAUGCAGUAUUGGAGUGCGCCUUGAGAGAUACGGAGCGAGAUGUGAUUGAGCACACCUUUAACUUUUGGUAUGAGCUCAAGCUCUAUCUUGUGCUAGAUAUCUACAUUCAAGGCCGCAUGGAGCUGGUUGAUGUGUACUCCAAGUUGGUCGACAUUCUCCUCAAGCACCUCGAAUAUCCCAAGCCGGACUCUGGUAACGAGAACGACCUUUUCGACGGAGACCGUGAGCAGGAGGAGAAGUUCAGGGAAUUCCGACACCAGAUGGGCGAUACGCUGAAGGAUUGCUGUGAAGUUAUGGGCGUUACAGACUGUCUGACGAAGGUUCUUGAAGCCAUUCAGCUGUGGAUGUCCAAAUAUGCCAGUCAAGUUACCGACACAACAGUGCCUCACUGGCAAGAGCUGGAGGCACCUUUGUUCUCUAUGCGCGCCCUAGGUCGCAUGGUUGACAAGGACGAGAGCAUCGUGCUCCCUCAGCUUAUGCCUCUCCUGGUACAGAUCCCCAGUCACGAGAAGCUUCGGUUCGCGACUAUCAUGGUCCUCGGCCGUUACACAGAAUGGACCGCCGCCCACCCCGAGUACCUCGAGCCUCAGUUCAGCUACAUCGUCACAUCGUUCCAGUCGGAUUCGAAGGAGAUUAUCCGUGCUGCUGCUCUGGCUAUUAAGUUUUUCUGCACAGACUGCAAGCAUCUCUUGAGCGGCCAAGUGCUACAACUACAGGAAUUCUACGAUCAAGUACUGGACAAGCUGCCCGAGCUGAGCAAAGAGGAGAUCACCGAGGGUGUGGCCAACGUUGUGGCUUGUCAGCCUACAGAGGAGGUCUACCGCCUGCUCAAGCUAUACUGUGACCCAUUGAUUCAACGCCUGAUGACGAAGGCUAACAAUGCCACUGAUGAAGAGGGCAAGCUGGCGCUUGCAGAUCACCUUCAGCUCAUCACCAUCUUCGUUCAAUACGUUGUGCCUCCCGUCGGCCCAGGUCAGGAGAACCCUGCUGUCAAAUACUGGCAAGAGGUGUUCCCCAUUUUGUCCACUGUCUUGGAAAACUUCCUAAGCUUUACACCCAUCUGCGAGCGUGUGUGCAGGUGCUGGCGCAACAUGGUUAUCUCUCAUCGUACGGCGAUGGCCCCUUUGCUUCCAGAUAUGGCCAACAAGCUAGCCGGUGGUUUCAACAACUCAAGAGAGGGAUGCUUCUUGUGGGUAACUUCUGCAAUUCUGCGUGAGUUCUCUGAGGCGCGCGAGCACGUUGACCAAGCCACCACCGAAAACAUUUACACCUUCUUUGAGGCCCAGACCACGACCUUCCUCCGAGUCAUGACAGAACUACAGCCCAAGGAGCUCCCCGACGUUAUCGAUGAUUUCUUCCGUCUGCUAAUUGAUGCUCUUCUCUACUACCCUCAAAGACUGAUUCCUUCUCACCUGUUGAGGUCGGUCUUUGAGGCAGCCAUCUACGCUCUUACUCUGGAGCAGCGAGAUCCUCUAUCCUCAACUCUGCACUUCCUCCGUGAUCUCCUGUCAUACGGCGGCGAUAACCCUGCCACGAGCGACAGACUCCCCGAGGCUACAGCGGUGGAGAUCAGGACUAUCGUCAAGAACCUGCUGCUCACUCUUGGUGAGGGGCUAGUCAAGCAAGUCAUGGCGGGCAUGAUGAUCACUUUCCCCCGAGAUUGUUUCGCCGAUGGCAGUGGCGUCCUCCUGGCUUUGUUUGACUUGGUCCCACUCGAAACUCACCAGUGGGUGGCCCACACAAUACAGCUGCUACCUGAGGGAACCGUCUCCCCAACUGAGGCCAACCGAUUCUUGGUCAAGGUCAAGGAGAAGCUUGAGUCAGGGGACCCUAGCGGCAUGAAGAACGUACGUGCAAUCUUGCAAGACUUUACCAACACAUACAGACGACGAAACGUGGCACCGCGCGAUGGACUUGGCCAGCUCGAGGCUACACGAUUCCAGUUUUCUGGAUGA
Molecule: messenger RNA, 2916 nt
Organism: Fusarium sp. VM40
Lineage: Eukaryota; Fungi; Ascomycota; Sordariomycetes; Hypocreales; Nectriaceae
Source: the annotation of a GenBank genome assembly